This is a messenger RNA of Parasteatoda tepidariorum (common house spider), 927 nucleotides long. Lineage: Eukaryota; Metazoa; Arthropoda; Arachnida; Araneae; Theridiidae. The record is from RefSeq and is a predicted model, not a curated record.
AUGUAUGCAAAAAUAGAAAGUGAAAGACUCCUCUACAUACGACUAAAUCAAGUCAAAUUGCGUUCUGAGGAGUACAUCCAUUUACGUGAUGCAGUUGUAAAUGAUGGCAAUCUUAGUGAAAUUGGAAAAAUAGUCAUUUUGCCAUCCACAUAUACAGGCAGACCAAGACACAUGCAUGAAUAUGCACAAGAUGCAAUGACGUAUGUUCGUGCAUGUGGUCGUCCAGAUUUUUUCAUCACAUUUACAUGUAACCCAGCAUGGAAUGAAAUAAAGGAGCUUCUAUUAACUGGACAAUCGUCAUCAAAUCGUCAUGAUAUUUCUGCACGUGUAUUUAAACAAAAGUUAAAAUCUUUAAUGGAUUUUAUUGUCAAGCACCAUGUAUUUGGAGAGACGCGCUGUUGGAUGUAUUCCAUUGAAUGGCCAAAAAGAGGUUUACCACAUGCGCAUAUUUUAAUAUGGAUGAUGGAAAAGAUAACACCUAACAGAAUUGAUCAAAUCAUCUCUGCAGAAAUACCAGAUAUUGAAAUUGAUAAAGAUUUGCACGAUAUUGUCUCAAAAAAUAUGAUUCACGGUCCAUGUGGCUCACUAAACAAUAAUUCACCAUGCAUGUCAGGUGGAAAGUGCACAAAGCGGUAUCCUAGAGACUUACUUGCUGAAGCUAUUACAGGCAAUGAUGAAUAUCCACUCUAUCGACGACGAUCUACCGAAGAUGGUGGAAAAUCCAUUAAACUAAAAGUACUCAACAAUACUAUUGAUGUUGAUAAUCGUUGGGUAGUACCAUAUUCUCCAUUACUACUAAAAACAUAUAACGCGCACAUAAAUGUUGAGUACUGCAAUUCAGUGAAAGCUAUAAAAUAUAUUUGCAAAUAUGUGAAGAAAAGGAAGCGAUAUGGCAGUGUAUGCACUGGAAAAUACAACCGCUUCUAA